Nicotiana attenuata is the source of this 2801-nucleotide messenger RNA. RefSeq names its product dentin sialophosphoprotein-like. Gene Ontology annotation, biological process: regulation of asymmetric cell division. The coding region runs from base 1001 to 2584 and encodes 527 amino acids. Lineage: Eukaryota; Viridiplantae; Streptophyta; Magnoliopsida; Solanales; Solanaceae. The record is from RefSeq and is a predicted model, not a curated record. The transcript has 4 exons.
UCUCUAAAUAUUUGUAAAUUUAUUCUCUCUAUUAAUGUGUAUCUAUAUGUCUGUAUUGAUGCAGAAGGGGGUCUCAGAUUUUGGAAUUUAUCUGUUAAUUUAGCUUGUUUUUGCAGUUAGUUUUCCAUUGAUUGCAUUUUUUUUAGUGUUAUCUUGUUUUUUUCUCUUUGCUCUUCAUUUCUGAAAUUUAAAGCUGUAUUUAGUGUUCUAAGGUUGUUUAGCCUUUCAGAUUUAAAUAUCAGUAGAAAAUACAAUGAAUUUCUAGAAUUUUUAUUUUUUUCAUUUUGAAUAGUAUUAGCCUGAAAUAAGUUUAUAUGAAAUUAUUAGUGAGAAUUCAUAUAGCUGGCCGUAACUUAUUUGGGAUUAAAGGUGUUUUGAUACUUUGUUAUGAAACCCAAACCCAAAUAUUAUCAUAUGAUUAAAGAAUUUAAAAUAUAAAAAUUUGCCCUUUUAUUUAUGGUUUUAUGAGAUGGUGAAUUUUAUUGGGAUCUGAGAAGAACCUGCCAGAAUGUAUAACUCUGGAGAAUGCCUUUUUCAUUAUUUUUUUAAUCUUUUAGUUAUCCUUUUGAGAGGGUGCAUUAUAAUAUUAAUAAGGGAUUAGAUCUAGUAAGAAGUGAGUGGUAAUUUAUUUGUAGAUAGCUAAAGGACAAAACAAAUGGUGGGGAUUGGUCAUUGACUUAGUAGACGGGCUUGUAUUUUAGCCGUUUAAGCAAUGUACAAAAGUUUCAAAGUUGAAAUGACCAGUUCUUGUCCUUUUCUUUAUCUACUAUGGACAAAGUUCAGCUGCCAUGUGGUUAGGCAAUUUAUUUAACAUAAAAAGUGACUAUUUGUACAGGAGAUUGCACCUAAACAGGACUCAAUAGAACGUAUUAUCUCUCAACUUGCUUCUUGCAUUGAGAAGUUAAAUCGCCUGUGGACAUUGAUCGUCUGUUUGUAUUCCAUGUAUUUGAAUCACUUGAAUGCGACGACAGUGUCUUAACACACUGAAGAGAAGGCCACCAUGAAGGAAAAUCUGGACGAGAUAUUAAAUCACUCAAAUGGUUACAAUGAGUCUAAGUCUUUAGUCUUUCCAACAAAAGAUCUGCUUGAUUCCAAUGGUUAUCACGGCGGUAAAGACUCUUUGGAAAGUGAAACAAAAGAGAGGAACGAAUUCUGGAAACAUCAGGAACUUAAUGGCUCUGUAUUUUUUGAAGAUAUUUCAAGAAGUAACAAACACGAAACUACUUGCAAGAGAAAUGGAAAUCCUUUUGCAUGUGACACAGAAGAUAGAGAUCACACCUGGAGUAUUCCAGAAUUUGAGGGCUCGAUGAUUGUUGACGUUGAUGAUAAAGAAAAUGGAGCCAUAGUCUCUAAUGCACCAUUUACCUCUGUUUCAGAGUUGUUUGGUAUAGACACUCAUUUAUAUACCGAUAAGGGUGUCGUGGAAUGCAAAUUGCCUGAAUCGACAAUUUGCUACAAAGAAAGUAACUAUAACAUUAUGAAAGACAUAUGCAUAGAUGAGGGAUGCAUAGAUGAGGGUGUACCUCUAGUGGAUAAAAUUGUAACUGAAAGCACGAAAGAUGAUCAGCCCAACUCGUCUGUUUCUCUAGCUGCUGACGAACACCGCCCCAGCUAUACAAGGGGAAAUAUUGACAGUGAAUUGCUCUCAACAGGUGAGUAUAAAGCUUCAUCAGUUGAAGAUACCGACAAAAUUGCUUUGGCUCAUCAUACAACUACAGAAGAUGAGGACACUCAGUCGCUUGUUCCAAGCGGUUUAAACCCCUCCUCAGAAGAUAAUAUCAGCAAAGGCGCUGAUAAGGAUUCUUGUCUAGAGGAUGUGAUGAAGAUUUUUGGAUCAAAAUGUACCACAUUGGCAAAAGCCAUUAACACAUCAGAAAAAGAAUCCGGCAUCCAGAAUUCUAAAGAAUCUAACUCUGAUGCUGAUCAAUCAGCACAGCAGCCUGAUCAGAUGCCUUCUGGCGUAGCAACUGUCAACAGCCAAAAUGCAGUCUCGGCACCUGAUGAAACAAACAACACUGGGCCAUGUAGCAACUUCUUUUCCAAUAGCAAGUCGGAAGCUGGAGCUAUUACUUGUGACCAAAGCUCUACUGAGUCAACUUUAAGUAGCAGUGUGGAAAAUAUCGUCAAAAACUUGCCUGAAAAAUCCUUUAAAUUAGAGGCCAUCUCCAGUCACAAGGAUGGGAGUUCUGAUAGCAUUUCAGCUGGUAGUCAAGUUCAUUUUACCAAUAGUGUGGACAGGAGCGAUAGCAGUGUUCAUGGACAAUCUCUUGACCCCAAAAAUAUGGCUAAUCUCGAGGAUAAAACCUCUGAUAAUGUCCCCCUUGGUACGCAUGGUCAUUUUGCAGACGGAGAAGCAAGUUUUUCUGCAGCAGGACCUGCAUCUGGUUUGAUCAGUUACUCAGGACUUAUAUCACAUUCAGGCAGUGUCUCUCUUCGGUCAGACAGCAGUACAACCAGUGCUAGAUCCUUUGCCUUCCCAGUCUUACAGAAUGAAUGGAACAGUAGUCCAGUAAGAAUGGCAAAGGCAGAAAGAAGGCGGAAACAGAGGGGUUGGAGGCAGAGCCUUCUCUGUUGUAGAUUCUAAGUCCUUUUAUUUCUUUUAAUAGGGUUGUUAGUUCAGAACUAUACAUCACUUAUAAUCCGAAAUCAUGAUCCAUUGAGUAUUUGUAAUUAUAAAUGUUGAUAUUCUCUUAGGAAUGAUAUGUUAGUGGUGGUAGGUUUAGAUGGCUCUUUGAGUUUGUUUUCUUAAAGAGUGGAGGCUGUGAAAUAUAAAAACUCACAUUUUUGUUUUCCUUACUUUA